AUGGAACGGCCCUUCUCGAAGACCACGUUAGGAUCUUCCGUCGCGGGAAUGUUCGCUUCCGCCAUCCAAGGCAAGACCAUCUUGAUCACAGGGGUGAGCCCGAAAGGACUAGGUGGUACGCUGGCAGACAUCUUAGCAGCCCAGGCGCCGAAAACUCUGGUUCUCGCCAGCCGGACCGCGUCAAAGGUCCAGGAAAUCAUCGACCAGCUACGGAGUCGGUUCCCACACGUCCAUUGUAUUGCAGUCUCGCUGGAUCUAUCGUCGCAGACUUCGUGUCGUGAUGCCGCGGCGGUGAUUUUGAACCAUCCCAACAUCGAGCAGAUCGAUGUUGUCAUCAACAAUGCUGCGAUCAUGAGUCCGCCCACCCGACAGCUGAGCCCGGAAGGCAUCGAGCUCCAGUUCGCCACCAAUCACCUGGGCCAUUUCCUGUUGACCAACCUGAUCAUGCCCAAAAUCAUUGCCGCGGCAAAGAAAAACCGCCCUGGGGCUACACGCAUCGUCAAUGUCUCCUCCCGUGCCAUCGCGUACAGCGGGGUACGUUUCACCGACUACAAUUUCGAGAAACGGCACGAAACCAUGCCCGAGGACGAACAGCCUGGGUAUGCGGCACUUGCGGAGACAGGACGCACCAUCGAUCCACAAGCCACCUAUACUCCUGAAGUUGCGUAUGGACAAUCGAAGACGGCCAACGUCCUGUUUUCCGUGGAAUUGACAGACCGGCUUUACAAGGAACAUGGCAUUCUCAGCUUCGCUGUUCAUCCGGGGGCCCUGAUGACCGAGCUGAUUAGAUACGGUGAUGUCGAAAAGCUGAGUGCGUUACUGGAAAAGUUCAAGUCACUCAUGAAAUCCUUGGAUGAGGGUGCGAGUACGCCCUUGGUCGCUGCGUUUGAUGACCAGCUCGAAGCCCCGCAAGGAGAUGGCACGGGCAUCUACCUGAGCGAUUGUCAACCUGCUUCAGCACCAGCAUGGGCAACCAACAGCCAAUAUGCCAAAGACCUAUGGAAGCUGAGCGAAGAGCUGGUGGGACAGUCCUUCACCGCCUAA
Messenger RNA from Exophiala spinifera, 1044 nucleotides. RefSeq lists its product as uncharacterized. The coding region runs from base 1 to 1044 and encodes 347 amino acids. Lineage: Eukaryota; Fungi; Ascomycota; Eurotiomycetes; Chaetothyriales; Herpotrichiellaceae. The record is from RefSeq and is a predicted model, not a curated record. The transcript has a single exon.